Ruditapes philippinarum (Manila clam) is the source of this 2453-nucleotide messenger RNA. RefSeq names its product cleavage stimulation factor subunit 2-like. NCBI's taxonomy places the organism in Eukaryota, Metazoa, Mollusca, Bivalvia, Venerida, Veneridae. The record is from RefSeq and is a predicted model, not a curated record. Gene Ontology annotation, molecular function: mRNA binding. Bases 57 to 1406 code for a protein of 449 amino acids. The transcript is spliced from 11 exons. Gene Ontology annotation, cellular component: mRNA cleavage and polyadenylation specificity factor complex. Gene Ontology annotation, biological process: mRNA 3'-end processing.
ACAGUAAGCGUAAUUCUUAUGAUCGUAGAAUAUUACACAUCCGAAAAAAAUUAAAAAUGAUGGAUGAUUUGGCACCAAUUUCAGCUCAAGAAAGAGCUAAACGUUCAGUUUUUGUUGGUAAUAUCCCAUAUGAAGCUACAGAAGAAGCUUUAAAGGAGAUCUUUAUACAAGCAGGACCUGUUGUAAGCUUCAGGUUGGUAUAUGACAGAGAAACUGGUAAACCAAAAGGUUAUGGUUUCUGUGAGUACCAGGAUGUUGAGACUGCUCAAAGUGCGUUACGUAAUCUCAACAAUACUGACUUUAAUGGACGACCUUUACGUGUCGGGGUCGCUGCUGGAGAGUCUAACAAAGAUGAAAUGGCUGGAAUGCAGCAAGCCCUUGGUGGACCAAUUCUUGAGAGUCCCUAUGGUGACCCAAUGGAACCAGAGAAAGCCCCAGAAGCUAUAUCUAAAGCUGUAGCCAGUCUACCUCCGGAACAAAUGUUUGAACUGAUGAAACAAAUGAAGCUGUGUAUACAAAACAACCCAACAGAGGCUCGGAACAUGUUGUUACAGAAUCCUCAGCUAGCGUAUGCCCUGUUACAGGCACAGAUUGUCAUGAAAAUUGUUGACCCUCAAGUUGCUAUGGCUAUGUUACAUAGAGAUAGUUCGCAGGUACCACCAACAGGAAGUGCCGCUCCAACACCAGCUACAUCACAAGCCCCAAUGCAGCAGGCACCUGUUAUUCCACCACAGUCGCAGCCAAAUAUGCCAGAUGUAUCUAUGAUGGGAGGUCCACGUGGGCUGGGUGGAUUGCUAGGUAAUAUUCCUGUAUCACAAGGUCCUGGUGGUCCUGCUGGAAUGAUGGGAGGCCCUCCAAGAGGUCCAGGAAUGAUGGGUGGUCCAGGACCCCAGGGUAUGGGAAAUAGACCACAACUCUUCCCUAUUCAAGGUGGAAUGGGUGGGCCAGGUCCCCAGAACAUGGGUGGCCCUGGACCCCAAGGAAUGGGAGGUCCAGGACCUCAAGGUAUGGGUGGUCCGGGUCCACAAGGUAUGGGAGGACCUGGGCAAGGACCACCACAGAGACCAGACUUCGGCAGAGAUCCGCGGGACCCAAGACUGAUAGGACAGGGGGAUACAAGAGGUAUGCCAGCUGGUCCAAGGCCAGGUAUGCCACCAUCAAGUAUGGCACCUUCAGCAAUGCAGAACCUCAUGCAAGGUGGUUUACCAAACAUGUCAGGUGUUAACCCUCAGAUGUUAGCAGGAGUUGGUGGUGGUGGUCCUGGUGUGAACUCACAAGACCAAGAAAAGGCUGCCUUGAUUAUGCAGGUGUUACAAUUAACAGAUCAACAGAUUGCCAUGUUACCUCCAGACCAGAGACAGAGUAUUCUUAUACUUAAAGAACAAAUCUCUAAAAAUGCUACAUAAUCAUGUUCUUUUAACCAUUACUUUCAUUAUAACAUGCUCAUGUUAUCUUUAGUAUCUUGUUAAAUCAUCUGUUCAUUGAAACAUGGGUCAUGUUUUCACAUUCAUAUUCAUAUUAAUGUAUUAUCACAGUGUGUAUAUGAGGUACAGAAUACAUGGUCAUAUAUACAUGUAUUUUCAUUGCUACUUGGAAAAAAAAUCUUUGAAAAUAAUAUAUGAUUUUGAACUUAACUUUUAGUUAAGGUGUCUGCAAUUAUUCUAAGUUAAUCUACAUUUAGUUUGGAACUUUUCAUUUAUAGUUAAAGUGGUAAUUGUUUUAAAAUACUGAAUUAAAUAGCCAGCAGUGUAAAGACUGACCAGACUGUCACUGAGGAUGAGCAGGUUGGCUACGCGCUACAUUAGACUGUUCAUAUUUUUUGUGUAGAUCAAUGUAGAGGUUCAAACAAUGCAGUUAUACCAACAAAAUUAGAGUUUAUCUUUAAUGAUGUAAAUAUGUACCACCAAAAUUAAGUGUAAUAAACAUAUUUUAGAAUUCAUUUCUUUUUAUAAAGUCAAAUGUUCCUGCAUUCUCAAAUAAUAUCAAAAGAUUUUAAAUUUGUAUUUGACAAAAAGUGUAAAUUAAGUCUUUAUAUUUCUUAGACGUAACACAUUAUUUUUCCUGCUUUAUAUUCUAAAGGAAAAUCACUUUUUUUGUUGUUAUCAGAUAACUUUUGAAGUAUAAAAGAAAGGAACCAGCGAAGUUCAUUUAUGAACUUUUGCUUAAACAUCUGGUGUUUCUUGUUAAUAAUCUAGGUGCAUCUCAAAGGCCAUUUUUUUACAUUUAGUUCCUUAAUUGAAUUCAGAAGAAAGAUAUGUAUACAUGUAUUUAUAUUAAUCCUAUGGAUUAACAGUCAGUGUUAUAAUUCUUAGGGAUUUUUUGGGUCAAAGACAAUAAAGACUAAAUAAUGUUCCAUUGGUUUGAAAUUUAUAGUAAAGUACCAGUGAUGAUGUUAUAUGAACAGAAGUGUUAGGUUAUCUCAUGUGCUACUGUAAUAAAGUUUUUGAAAUCGC